AUGGCCUCCUUCAAAGACUGGCUGACAGUGACAUGGGCGCAGAGCGGUAUGCACCUGCAGCCCGACGCCGCGCAAGACGAUGACUCCGUCCGGGGACGUUAUGGGCGUGCCGGCAGCCUAGCAGUAACGCCUGGAGAAAAAUUAAUGGAGCUUCUACGUCCAAGUGUGGGCACCCCACGUCGGCACUCUACCGCCGCGUGCGCAUCCGCUCAGCCGAAGCCCAGUGGUUUCGUAUAUUGUCCAUCAGACGCGCUACCUUAUUGCCCUCCGUCGAGAUUUGCUCCGCCCAGGCCAGUAAAUAAGUUACCACCCCCACAAAUACAACAACCGCCACAGCCGCCGCCAGUGCCGCAACGGACCGCUCCAGUGGUGGUACCAUUGCCUGUCCCACCACCAGCACCUCCUCGACGUUCUUCACCACAACCUCCUCGAAGAGUUCCUCCACCAACACCGCCUAGACCAGUAACAACUACACCAAACCCUGUAAUGGAUCCAAAUGGAAAUAAACGACCUAAUCCACCCCCACAAAAUCCAACACCUCCCAGAUUAGAUUGCAAUAGAAACCCUCAACCACCCGUCCCAAGACGUCCGCCUCAAAAGAUGCCAGAUACCCCAUAUACUCCCGCACCUUUACCUCAAAAUAAUCAAAUGAAGAGAUCGCCAAGUUCAGGAUCUAAUAUCAGUGUAAGACAAGACUCCAAUGUUUCAUCAGAUUCAUUCAGUCAGACAUCCUCUCCAUCGUAUACGACGAAGACGAUGGAAGCACCCUUGCUUCCCCAUCAAAACGUAAACAAAAGCCUUAAUGCAAAAAUUGCUCGAGGGCUAUUACUAAAGGAGCAACAAGAGAAAGAAUCUGGAAACUCUUCGAUAACGAAAAGUAUGUCGACGCCAGCGUCACUUCAAACGAUUGUGAGAUUUCAGAACGGCAGCAACAUGUCAUUACAUCACAGGAUGUUACGAGAUAUGCGAGGCACGAGUACCGACAGUUCUGCACAUAAGUUCCGCCUCAUGCAGCUGGCGCUCAACGCAGUGGCGUUACUUGCUAUCACCGGCGCCUUGUUCGCCUACUUCAGGGCUAAUCCCGCUGUACAGUACGUGUCACAAGUGGUGAAUCGAUCAGCCGUAGUAACAUGGCCAGUUCCAACUGAGCCUCCCGGCGCUAGGAACCCGGCACCAGGCGUGUGUCUACCGGUUAUUGUCACCUUCUGCCAGCAACACCGCAUCUCAUAUAACUUUACUGUGUUCCCAAACUACAUUGGACAUUUCGGGCAAAGGGAUGCCCAGCAGGAUUUAGAGAUCUACGAUGCUGUCGUAGACGUUCGCUGCUACGAGUUGACAGCUUUGUUCCUAUGUUCAUUAUUUGUACCCAAGUGUGGUCCGCUGGGCCACAUGGUGAGACCCUGCAGAAGUCUAUGCCAGGAAACAAUGAGACGCUGCGGUUUCUUCUUGGAGGUAUUCGGUCUGUCGAUGCCGGAUUACUUGCAAUGUGAAAUUUUCCCCGAGUCCACCGACACCGAUGUCUGUCUCGGAAACCGUGAAGUGAAGGAAGCACGCUUCAGAGCUGCCAAACCAAUGUGUCCAACGGGCUUCCAAUGUGACAUGAACCGUUGUAUACCACACGACUGGAGAUGCGACGGACACGUGGACUGCGCGGACCGCUCGGACGAACUCAACUGCCGGGUUUGCAAACGAAGUGGGGACGUGCAUUGUGGUAACCAACGAUGUAUCUCUCAAGCUCACUUGUGUGACGGCAAGAUUGACUGUCCGUGGGGACAGGAUGAAAGAAACUGCUUACGACUGAGUGAAGCCAACGGUGACGUUGGCCGUGGAGAACUGCAGGUGUAUCGCGCGGCCAAUCAAUCGUGGUUCCCAGCUUGCAUUACUACUUUAGACGACUCUACUGCAGCAAAGCUCUGUUCAAUGCUUGGAUACUCGUGGGUGAACAGAAGCGCAGUAGUGGGUGGCGCAGGCGCACGCGCAGGGAGAGGUCACGUGAUGCCCGCGCCGCAGAUUCAACAUGUUCAUGGCGUAGCGCAGUCAUAUCGAGCCUUCCAGAGGAGUGAGGGGGGGCUCCUGCGGGAACUCAGGGAUUGCAGACACGACACCACGAGAGUUCAUCUCGUUUGUAAUAACUAUGAAUGCGGAAAGCGUCGAGUAAUAGGUGCAGCAAGAAAGCGCAUAGUGGGUGGGGUGGAGGCGUCUCCUGGGGAUUGGCCGUUCCUGGCGGCGAUCCUGGGUGGACCUGAGGAGGUGUUCUACUGCGCUGGAGUCCUGGUAGCUGACCAGUGGGUGCUGACUGCCUCUCAUUGUGUUGGCAAUCAUUCCGAUGUGAAUGGGUGGACCAUCCAGCUGGGUAUCACUCGACGACGCUCGCACGCCUACUACGGGCAGAAAGUGAAAGUCCGACGCGUGGUGGCACAUCCGUUGUACAACGUGGGCGUCGCUCAUGACAACGACAUCGCCCUGUUCCAGCUGGCAGUACGAGUGCGGUAUCACGAACAGUUAUCGCCAGUAUGCUUGCCGCCGGCGCAGCGCGCCCUGGCGCCCGGCACCCUCUGCACGGUCAUUGGAUGGGGGAAACGAGAUGACAAAGACAUGUCAGAAUACGAGCCAGCAGUCAAUGAAGUAGAAGUGCCGGUUUUGAACAGAGACCUGUGCAACCAGUGGCUAGAACACCGUGACCUAAACGUUACCGAAGGCAUGAUCUGCGCGGGUUACCCUGAAGGCGGAAAGGAUGCAUGUCAGGGUGACUCGGGCGGUCCACUGCUAUGUAAAGACCCAGAUGAUCCUCAACGCUGGUACGUCGGCGGGAUUGUGUCCUGGGGCAUAAAGUGCGCUCACCCUCGCCUCCCAGGGGUAUACGCUUACGUCCCAAGAUAUGUUCCCUGGAUUCUACACCAAAUUGCGACAUAUAACGACGAUUACGCUCGCUCUGAAGAC
Molecule: messenger RNA, 2940 nt
Organism: Brenthis ino (lesser marbled fritillary)
Lineage: Eukaryota; Metazoa; Arthropoda; Insecta; Lepidoptera; Nymphalidae
Source: the annotation of a GenBank genome assembly